GCUCGAUUACAAACCGAUUAAUUGCUUCCGAAUCAUAUAAAUACGAAAUUUCGGGUGUCAUUGUAUGUUAUUCAACUUUUAAAUUUUAUUCAGAACAAAUUCAAGAUGAAAUUCUUCAUCGCUUUCGCGGUCCUCAUCGCAGGCAUCAGUGCUGUACCAUACCCUGCUGCCCACCCAAUCGAUUUUUCUGACGAGCGUUUGGUGACUGGUGCUAUUGAAGACGCCAUCAAAGACGUGAGCCAAGCCAUCAAGGACGCUGGUCUGGACCCCUUCCACAUUAAGAGAGAAGACUUCAACUACGAACUUCCAGUACCCGUGCUCUUCAAAAUCGAUGCCUUCAUUGAGGAAGUUCUGAGCACUGGUCUCAGUAACAUCAAGGUCAACAGACUGAACUACAGCGUCCUCCUCUCCCGACUUCAAUUCGACAUUGAGCUGCCUCUUAUCCACUUUUCCCUCGGCGAUGCUAACGCUGACGCUGUUGUCUUCAGCAAGGACCAUGACUUUGCUGGCUCAGGAAGUGUCAACAUUGAGAGAAUCCGAUUUGUCGGCGAAGUUAGAGUCAACGUUGGUAUCAUCUCCGGUAUCUCAAUCCGCAGCCUCUCCAUCUCUUUCACCCUUAAUGACAUUAAGUCUGACGCCAACCUAGUCCUCUUCGGCAAGGACUACUCGGAUGACUUCAACAACUUUGUCGGUGGCGUUGUUCCUAACACCAUCAAGGCUCAUUACAAAGAAAUCAACAAACUACUGGAGAUUGUGCUCCUGGACCUCAUCAACGAAAACUUGUAAAAUGGUUUAGAAGAUUCUAGCAUAGCUUAACGGACUGUAAUAUACUCAUAGUAUUAAUGGUACAAGAUCUAUAUUAUAAACUACAUUAUGCAUUGUUAUAUGAAUAAAUGUUUUUUGUAAGUUA
Spodoptera litura is the source of this 910-nucleotide messenger RNA. RefSeq lists its product as uncharacterized. The record is from RefSeq and is a predicted model, not a curated record. NCBI's taxonomy places the organism in Eukaryota, Metazoa, Arthropoda, Insecta, Lepidoptera, Noctuidae.